AACGGAGCAACUAGAAGAAUAAAGAUAAAGAAUAAAGAGAAACAGGAACACAAUAGUGUGGAUGCCUUGAGGCAUCCACACAAUUAAUUGUUUUUCACUGUCAAUUUUUUUUUCGGUUUCAAUACAAGAUUUUUCAGUACAUGUAUUUCAGUUACAAUAUUUCUUUUCGGUUUCAAUAUUUUUUUUCGGUUUCAUUUCAAGGUGGCAUCAUUCUGAUCCCAUAGAAGACUAAUUUAGAAGAUCUUCUUUUGACCUGGAAAAGAAAAAGCCCUCUUGAAAGUAAUGAAAUCUUAGUAAGUAAGAAAAACUGGGAACAACCACAGGUUUCUUUUCAGCGCUGCAGCCAGGCUGAGCCAAGUGUACUGUUUGUCUUUCUAUCUUAGUACAGCACUGGUCAAAUGUUUGGACACAGCUUCUCAUUUAAUGCCUUUUCUUUCGUUUCAUGACUGUUUACAUUGUAGAUUCUCACUGAAGGCAUCAAAACUAUAAAUGAAGAAAUAUGGAAAUAUGAAGUAAACAAAAAAAAAUGAAAAUAACUCAUGCCUUAUAUUCGAGAUUCAUCAGUUUCACCCCGGUUCUUUUUUAUUCCUCGGGCAUCCAGGGACGGCACCGGACUCAGUAGUCAUUUCACAAAACCUUUAUUCAUCUUUAUUCCUCUUCAGUUAAGCAUGCAUCUUCUAGAAGGGAAGACGUGCAAGGCCAGUGUCCCUCUGCAAAUAUUCUACUCCUUUGUCUGUGAAACACAGCUUUGUAGAAGCGACCCCAUCAUAAAACCCCCAUGGUGUCCUGCAAACUCUGUCUGUGUGUGAAUGCACGAGCAUGUGAGUGCCUGUGUGCGCGUACCUGUGUGUAUGUGUAAGUGCACGUGAGUGAGUGAGUGUGCAUGUGUGUGUGUGUGUGUGUGUGUGUGUGUGUGUGUGUGUGUGUGUGUUUCUCUGUAUACGUGACUUCCUGCCGGUAAUAAAAGUAAUCUCCCUUUCAGACCAAAGUUAUCCAGUUACAAAUACUGAGACCCCCACCCAGGUAUCCACUGGGGAAUUUCCACUCAAUAUUAACUUCUCUUUGUCUUACUUUCACAGUUCAAAGUGGGGGAGGGCCUCCUAGAAAUCUACUCCUAAAUUCAUGACACACUCAGGCCUUUAUUGCAUCCAGGGCAGUGCCAGUGUCUCUACAAUAAUUCUACAUCCUAACUAACACAUUCCUAAACUCUAAAAUAAGCUACACAUAUCUUCACUAGCCACCCUUAGUUUUGUUUACUGCCUUGCACACUCUUGGCAUCCCUUGAUGAGCUUCACGAGGUAGUCACCUGAAAUGGUUUUCCAACAGUCUUGAGCACUUGCUAGCCCUUUUGGUCCAUUUGAUCCCAAACCAACUGGAUUGGGUUUAGGUCAGGUUACUGUGGAGUCCAGGUUUUCUGGCGUAGCUCUCCAUCAUUCUCCUUGGUCAAAUUAGCCCUUACACAGCCUGGAGGUGUGUUUGGGGUCAUUGUCCUGUUGCAAAAUAAAUGAUGGUGCAACUAAACACAAACCAGAUGGGGCGGCAUGUUGCUGCGGGAUGCUGUAGUAGCCAUGCUGGUUUAGCGUGCAUUCAAUUUUGAAUAAAUCCCCAACAAUGUCACAAGCAAAGCACCUCCACACCAUCACACCUCCUCCAUGUUUCACAGCGUGAACCGUUCACCUUUUCUGCUUCGCCCAAAGACACAGUGGGUAGAACCAAACAUCUCAAAUUUUGACUCAUCAGACCAGAUUUUCACUGGUCUAAUGUCCAUUCCCUGUGUUUCUUGGCCCAAACAAAUGUCUUCUGAUUGUUGCUUUUUCUUAGUAGUGGUUUCUUAGCAGCUAUUUGACCAUAAAGGGCUGAUUCACAAAGUCUCCUCUCAACAGGUGAUGUAGAGAUAUGUCUGCUACUGGAACUCUGUGUGGCAUUUCUCUAGGCUCUAACCAGAGGUGCUGUGAUUUCUGAGGCUGGUGACUCAGAUAAAUUUAUCGUCAGCAGCAGAGGUGACUCUUGGUCUUCCUUUCCUGGGGCGGUCAUCAUUCAAAAGAAGGGAAAGCAUCAAACAAAACAAAAUCCAACCAGUUCCAGCAAGUACAGAUGAACCAGUUGUGAACCGGAUGGAAAAGACUUUUACCACUAUGAAGCAGCCCAGAAGACGCCAGAGCAUUGACAGUGGAGACAAAAGCUUCACAUGCGAUCAGUGUGGAAAGACUUUAACCCGGCGUAGCGGUUUAAAACAACAUCAGCUCAUCCACACUGGAUUCAAACCAUUCAGCUGUGAUCAGUGUGGCAAAGCUUUUACACAUAAUAGCAUCUUAAAACAACAUCAGCUCAUCCACACUGGAUUCAAACCAUUCAGCUGUGAUCAAUGUGGCAAAGCUUUUACACAUAAUAGCAUCUUAAAACAACAUCAGCUCAUCCACACUGGAUUUAAACCAUUCAGCUGUGAUCAGUGUGGAAAGGCUUUUACUCAGAAUGCCAACUUAAAAAGACAUCAGCUCAUCCACACUGGAUUUAAACCAUUCAGCUGUGAUCAGUGUGGAAAGAAUUUCACCAGGACUGACGACUUAAAAAAACAUGAGCUCAUUCACACUGGAUGUAAACCAUUCAGCUGUGAUCAGUGUGGAAAAGCUUUUACUCAGAAUGCCAACUUAAAAAAACAUCAGCUCAUUCACGCUGGAUUUAAACCAUUCAGGUGUGAUCAGUGGGGAAAGUCUUUCACUUCCAAAAGUAACUUAAAAGGACAUCAGGUCAUCCACACUGGAUUUAAACCAUUCAGCUGUGAUCAGUGUGGAAAGUCUUUCACGUCCAAAGGUAACUUAAAAGGACAUCAGGUCACCCACACUGGAUUUAAACCAUUCAGCUGUGAUCAAUGUGGCAGGGCUUUCACUCAGAGUGGCAGCUUAAAAAAACAUCAGCUCAUCCACACUGGAUUUAAACCAUUCAGCUGUGAUCAGUGUGGAAAGUCUUUCACUUCCAAAGGUAACUUAAAAGGACAUCAGGUCACCCACACUGGAUUUAAACCAUUCAGCUGUGAUCAGUGUGGAAAGUCUUUCACUUCCAAAGGUAACUUAAAAAAACAUCAGGUUAUCCACACUGGAUUUAAACCAUUUAGCUGUGAUCAGUGUGGAAAGACCUUUACUCAGGAUUGCAGCUUACAAAAACAUCAGCUUAUCCACACUGGAUUUAAACCAUACAGCUGUGAUCAGUGUGGAAAGACCUUUACUCAGGAUGGCAGCUUACAAAAACAUCAGCUUAUCCACACUGGAUUUAAACCAUUCAGCUGUGAUCAGUGUGGAAAGACCUUUACUCAGGAUGGCAGCUUACAAAAACAUCAGCUUAUCCACACUGGAUUUAAACCAUUCAGCUGUGAUCAGUGUGGAAAGGCUUUUAGUCAGAAUGGUCACUUACAAAAACAUCAGCUUAUCCACACUGGAUUUAAACCAUUCAGCUGUGAUCAGUGUGGAAAGACCUUUACUCAGGAUGGCAGCUUACAAAAACAUCAGCUUAUCCACACUGGAUUUAAACCAUUCAGCUGUGGUCAGUGUGGAAAGGCUUUUGCACUCAAGAAUAGGUUAAUAAAUCAUCAACUAAUCCACCCAAUCAUCCAUCCAUCUUCUUCCGCUUUAUCCGGGGCUGGAUCGCAGGGUUGGAUCGCGGGGAACACCAAGGCGUUCCCAUGCCAGCCGAGAGAUAUAAUCUCCCCAGCGUGUCCUGGGUCUGCCUCGGCGCCUCCUCCCAGUGGAACAUGCCCGGAGCACCUCACUCAGGAGGCAUCCUUGUCAGAUGCCUGAAUCACCUCAACUGGCUCCUUUCGAUGUGGAGGAGCAGCGGCUCUGCGACUCUGAGCCCCUCCCGAAUGGCUGAAGGAGUAACAGAUGGGUUGAAGGUGGGGAUGGGAUUACAUCAAUUCUGAGCCCCUUCUUGUUUUCAGUAUCGACGGGCAGACUGACAUACGAGGUCAGUUAAGAGUCUCUGUUGAAUAUCUUGUUUGCAGAUGACAUUGUAAUCUAUAGUAGGAAUAGGAAUCAGGUAUAAGAGAACCUGGAGAGGUGGAGGUAUGCUCUGGAGAGAAGAGGAAUGAAGGGAAGGGAAAUAACAUGCCUAUCUUAAGCUGGCAGCCAGCAUGUAGAAAGACUUUCUCUGAAUUGUUGAUAUUAGUUUCUUACAUUUUCUGAUUUUUAAUCAAAUGGUCUUUUCAGAAACUCCUGAUUGUUGUUUCUUAAAUGUAAUGGCUAUUUACUAGAAACCGAAAUUAAACCCAUGAUUAAGAGUGUUAAGGAAUAAACAUAUAUUCUUAGUGCUUAUUUUCUGAUUAUAUUGGUUUUUUGUACUUUGUAGUAAGGUCUGUGAGGAAAACUAGGUCAGAGGGUGACUGGUCGCCUUGGCAACAGAGACUUCAGUAAGGAGAAGUUAAAAAACAGGAAGCUAGGGUAGAGCUGCAUAGGCAUAUUAAUAAAACACAGGAAACCAGACAGAAAAGCAGAACUAGUUACACAGGAGUUGUUUAUAUCGAAACUAUGUGUGUGUGACGUAUAGCAGAACUAUAAACAGAAUUUAUUAAGAGGCCACGAUGCAGCAAGGGUUUGAAAUCUAUGCACGCAUCACAAAACAAACUGUUCAUUGAAGAUAGAUUUGAGGAAAGUUUGUCACGUUAAAGUCACGCAAAUGUUGAAUUUAUCUGUUCUGUGCAAACAUCUAUGUAAUCUUGCAGACCAAGCAUUAUUGUCAUCAUGUGAUCACAAAGAGAAUCAGAGCAUCUGAACAGAUAUCCCUCUAGGUCAAUCUGAAAGACCUGUUGCUGUUUAUUCAGCUGUUCAUCAUGAGAUAAUUAGUGAAGUCAAUGCAGCGCUGUUUCUCUAAGGUAGCUAUUUGAAAUGUGUUGAAAUGUGUUUUGUUGGGAUUUGAGUGUAAACUAGGUCGCAGGCUGACAGGAAACUGCAUGCUUUUGCAAAGAUCCAAACUUAGAGUGUGUGACGUGCUGCGGAAAUAUAUAUAUAUAUAUAUAUAUAUAUAUAUAUAUAUAUAUACAUUUAACCAUGUUGGCUGCUGCUGCUUUCAGACCUGAGCGUGUGUGUUCGUGUGUUCAGGUCUCUGUUCCCGGGAAUGUAAAAUAAAGAUCAUUUCUUUGAGCUUUGACCACCCUGGGUCCAGUCUUUCUUUGCUGCCAAAAGAAUUCAAAGAACAAAAUUUAAUAGUUUUAAAUGAUUUCUGUUGUCUUAAAACAUGAUGUGGGUCUGUUUUGUUGCAUGAUGAGAAAAAGAAACCUGUCUUUUUUAUGUUGCAUCAAAAAUGUUUUUUUUAUUGUAUUUCGUCAGUUUGUCAUUUUGACCAAAGGUAUGUGUAAAAUUAAAUGUAUUCUAUAAUUAUUAAGAUAUAUAAAACUUAUAAAGUAUAUUUUUUAUUUUCUGUGAACUUAUUUACACAUUACUUAAAAGUUAUGUCGCUAUAAUCAUUCUUUGUAUUUUCUCUGUAAGAAACCGACUUGCUACCCCCUUUAUUCCAGUGUACCUACUGUUAAGUAUUUGUGCAUAAAUAUAAUUAAAAUGCCAUUUCAAAGAGAAUAAUUGAAAUUUCAU
Messenger RNA from Oreochromis aureus, 5576 nucleotides. Its product is annotated as gastrula zinc finger protein XlCGF26.1-like. Lineage: Eukaryota; Metazoa; Chordata; Actinopteri; Cichliformes; Cichlidae. The coding region runs from base 2115 to 3791 and encodes 558 amino acids. Gene Ontology annotation, biological process: regulation of transcription by RNA polymerase II. The record is from RefSeq and is a predicted model, not a curated record. The transcript has 2 exons. Gene Ontology annotation, molecular function: RNA polymerase II cis-regulatory region sequence-specific DNA binding; DNA-binding transcription factor activity.